Cynara cardunculus var. scolymus (artichoke) is the source of this 1326-nucleotide messenger RNA. RefSeq names its product scarecrow-like protein 32. The record is from RefSeq and is a predicted model, not a curated record. Gene Ontology annotation, cellular component: nucleus. Gene Ontology annotation, molecular function: DNA-binding transcription factor activity; sequence-specific DNA binding. Gene Ontology annotation, biological process: regulation of DNA-templated transcription. The transcript has a single exon. The coding region runs from base 1 to 1326 and encodes 441 amino acids. Lineage: Eukaryota; Viridiplantae; Streptophyta; Magnoliopsida; Asterales; Asteraceae.
AUGUAUAGAUCUCAAGUCAUCUCUCAAAUCGACAUGAAAGCCGAACUCCGAUCAAAUACCACUUCAAUUUCCUUAUCAAACCAGAGUUCGACCCUCUUCAACUCGCACCAAAAUCCGUUCUCUGGCGCACUCAAAGGUUGCCUAGGUAACCUUGAUGGAGCCUGUAUCGAAAAGCUUCUCCUACACUGCGCAAACGCACUCGAAAACAGUGACAUCAAUUCCGCUCAACAAGUCAUGUGGGUGCUCAACAACGUUGCUUCUACCUCUGGAGACCCUAACCAAAGGCUUGCAUCAUGGUUCUUAAGGGCACUCAUCUCUAGGUCUUCCCGGGUUUGCCCUACACCGAUGAACUUCAAUGGGGGAAGGAGUGCCUUUCAGAGGAGACUAAUGAGUGUGACUGAGUUAGCUGGGUAUGUUGAUCUCAUCCCUUGGCACAGGUUUGGAUUUUGUGCAUCAAAUAGUGCCAUUUUUAAGGCUAUCCAAGGGUGUCCUAAAGUUCAUAUUUUGGACUUUAGCAUCACUCAUUGUAUGCAAUGGCCAACCCUAAUCGAUGCACUUGCUAAGAGGACUGAAGGGCCUCCUAGUCUGCGCAUCUCUGUCCCUUCUUGGAGGCCAUCAGUGCCUCCAUUUCUUAAUGUAUUAACAGAAGAAGUAGGCAUGCGUUUAACAAAUUUCGCCAACUUUAGAAACGUUCCAUUCGAAUUCAACGUGAUUGAAGUUUCUCCUUCCAUGGAAGAAUCUUCCUUCAACUUUAACUACGAGUUUCUUCUAACCCAAACAAAUCUCUUCCAAGACGAUGAGGCGUUGGUGAUUAAUUGCCAAAACUGGUUACGGUAUAUGCCCGAUCAAGCUUCUUCGAAAGAUUCAUUCCUCGAGGUAAUUAAAAGCUUGAAUCCUCAUGUACUAACAAUCGUUGACGAAGAUUCUGAUCUGGGAUCAACAAGUUUAGCAUCAAGAAUCACCACGUGUUUUAAUUUCAUGUGGAUCCCCUUUGAUGCAUUGGAAACUUUCUUGCCAAAAGAUAGUUGUCAACGGAUGGAGUAUGAAGCCGAUAUUGGCCACAAAAUUGAAAACAUUAUCGGGUUCGAAGGGAGACAAAGGAUAGAAAGACUAGAAUCAGGAGCCAAAUUCUCGCAAAGAAUGAGAAAUUUAGGGUUUUACAGUGUACCGUUUGGUGAAGAUACAAUUAGUGAAGUGAAGUUCUUGCUAGAUGAACAUGCAAGUGGUUGGGGAAUGAAGACCGAAGAUGAUAUGAUUGUGCUCACAUGGAAGGGUCAUAACUCGGUCUAUGCCACUGCAUGGUUCCCAUAUGGGUUUGAAGAUUAA